AUGAACGGUGCAGCCAGCGCAAAUGUUCUCAUCGAGGCUGUCUCAACCCAAGAGCUCGAUGAUAUGUACCAGGAUGUCGAUAGUGAAGAGUUUAGCGAGUUUGGAUCGGAUAUAGAUGAGCAGGAGGAAGGUGAGGCGGACAUACCUGCACUCGAGAGGUUGAAUAAGGAGGUUCAAGCUACGUUCUCGGACGAAGACAUCGACGAAAUGAUAGCUUAUUUAAAAGAAGAAGGAAUGAUAUCAUGGAUCAAAGAAUACGUUACUGAGCGAAAAACUCCAGUCUUGAUAUUGCUUGCUGCAUUGGGAGCGCCGAUCCCAUUGAAUGCGCAAAAGGAACCUCACUCGGACCAAAAUAUGCUGCAUAGACUUCUCAAAGUUACGCUAACGAGGAUUUUACGUCGUCGGUCAAAACUAGAACACAUAAAUACUCCGGAAGACAUAGUCGAGCUCAUUAAAAAGAGCAAGAAUAUUAUUGUCCUGACUGGGGCUGGAAUUUCUGUCUCGUGUGGAAUACCCGAUUUUCGCUCGUCUUCUGGGAUUUACGCCCAGAUCAACGAGAGUAACAAUUACGAAUUGGACGAUCCUCAGCAGAUGUUACUCGAAGACCGAGACGUGCUCCUGAGAAAUUAUACCCAAAACAUAGACACGCUAGAAACUGAAGUAGGCGUGACUCGUGUGCUUCAAUGCCAUGGUUCAUUUGCGACCGCUACAUGCAUAGAAUGCAAAACCAAAGUCAACGGCUCGGACCUCAAAGAGGACAUAUUUUCUCAGCGGAUCCCUCUUUGCAAAAUCUGCAACAAACCUGUGGCCCCCGCCAAGGGCAAACCCAAGUCUAAGAAGAAAGACGUUUGGAAUCCCAAGCAGAAGGACGCAGAUGAUGAUAUGGACAUUCCGACCCCACCACUACCAAAAGGCAUCAUGAAGCCUGAUAUCAUCUUUUUCGGAGAGCCUCUCAAUGACGAAUUCGACUAUUGUUUGUUCAAAGAUCGAAAUUCGGUAGACUUGUUGUUAGUCAUUGGAACUUCGUUAAAGGUUGCGCCAGUUUCUGAGAUCCUGACGCAUAUACCACAUUCUGUUCCUCAGGUAUUAAUCAACAAGACGCCCGUCACACAUGUUAACCCUGAUGUUGUGCUUCUUGGGGACGCUGACUGUGUUAUUGAGUACCUCUGUGAUAAACUUACAUGGACUCUACCUGGCGUUGGUUCCUCGAACAAGGCAAAAGUACAGGCAAGACUACCCGGAAUUCCCAUCAAGCCUGUUAAGGCCUACAAUCACGAGCAUGUUUGGGUAUUCCCCGGUGGCGAGGGUGAAAGCUGGGCCCUAAAAGACCCAAUUGUUAAAUCCGUUCCAUCUAUUGUCCCUUCCAGACCAGACAGCGCAACAUCAUCCAUUCGUAAACGUCUGUCGAACGAAAGUCUCCGCCCCGCACUUGAUCGCAAGGACACUGACAGAAGCACGAAGAAGUCAAGACUCAUCUAG
Messenger RNA from Rhizoctonia solani, 1479 nucleotides. Its product is annotated as NAD-dependent histone deacetylase SIR2. The coding region runs from base 1 to 1479 and encodes 492 amino acids. The record is from RefSeq and is a predicted model, not a curated record. Lineage: Eukaryota; Fungi; Basidiomycota; Agaricomycetes; Cantharellales; Ceratobasidiaceae. The transcript has 15 exons. Gene Ontology annotation, molecular function: NAD+ binding.